AUGUUGAUCAACGCUCAGACCGCCAUAUCAACGACCAAAGUACUUCUCGUCCCAUAUUCAACAUGGCAUGUCCCUCGCUAUCAUGAAUGGAUGCAGGACGAGGACAUUCAACAAGCGACUGCAUCCGAGCCCCUCUCAAUCGAGGAGGAAUAUGCAAUGCAACGCAGCUGGCGACAAGACGCAGAUAAAUUAACAUUCAUCGUCUGCCGCCCCAUCGGUAACCCAGAUGAUAUCUCUGAUGUCACUACGCACUUGUCUGCCGACUCCGACUCUCCCUCAAAAAUGGUCGGCGACAUCAAUCUCUUCCUCCAUGUCGAUGACGGCGAUGAAGGCGACGCGUCUCCAGAACUAUACGGCGAAAUCGAGCUCAUGAUCGCCGAGACAGCGAAUCAAGGCCAGGGCUUCGGCAAGGCGGCUCUACUGACAUUCCUGCGAUACAUCGUGGAGAAACAGACCGCUAUUCUCGAAGAGUUCAUCACGGCCGAUGUCGAUGCAGACACGGUGGGUAAAUUGAGGGCUGCAACGCCGCGUCUGCGAUUCUCGUAUUUGAGUGUGAAGAUUGGAGAGGCCAAUUCUCGCAGUUUGGGCCUUUUCGAGAGGUUGGGGUUUGAGAAGGUCUCGAGUGAGCCGAAUUACUUUGGGGAGUUCGAGUUGAGAAGGAGGGAUUUCGAGCUUGCGUCUUUGGAUGAGAGGCUUUUGGGUGCUGGCAUUGAGGGUUAUCGCGAGAUGACUUAUUCACGCGAGCAGUGA
This is a messenger RNA of Penicillium diatomitis, 750 nucleotides long. RefSeq lists its product as uncharacterized. Gene Ontology annotation, molecular function: N-acetyltransferase activity. The record is from RefSeq and is a predicted model, not a curated record. The coding region runs from base 1 to 750 and encodes 249 amino acids. The transcript is spliced from 3 exons. NCBI's taxonomy places the organism in Eukaryota, Fungi, Ascomycota, Eurotiomycetes, Eurotiales, Aspergillaceae. Gene Ontology annotation, biological process: protein acetylation.